Molecule: messenger RNA, 968 nt
Organism: Olea europaea var. sylvestris
Lineage: Eukaryota; Viridiplantae; Streptophyta; Magnoliopsida; Lamiales; Oleaceae
Product: heterodimeric geranylgeranyl pyrophosphate synthase small subunit, chloroplastic-like
Exons: 1
Coding region: 16-900 (294 amino acids)
Biological process (GO): isoprenoid biosynthetic process
Molecular function (GO): prenyltransferase activity
Source: RefSeq, a predicted model, not a curated record
UAUACUUUAUAUUCUAUGGCAGCAAGUCUUGAAAAAUCAGGCUUCUUAACUCACAUCAGAACGAAUCGAAGCCGUCUAUCACCGUGUUAUAGGCCAAUGGUUGUUACGAUGGUUCGAAACCAAUCUUAUUGUGUGUCAAAUGAAGUCGAAAUCAAAGAGUACCUAAAAAAGGCUCUUCCCAUUAGGCCACCAUUUUCGGUUUUUGAGCCGAUGCAUCAUUUGACGUUUACCGCUCCACGGACUAAAGCGCCGGUGUUGUGCAUUGCUGCAUGCGAACUGACCGGCGGUGACCGGAGCCGAGCCUUAGCUGCAGCUGCAGCUGCAGCUCUACAUCUCAUGCAUGCUGCAACAUUUACCCAUGAGAACCUACCAGUGACAGACAGGCCCAGGCCCAAACCAGAAGUCCCACACAAAUUCGGCCCAAACGUUGAGCUUCUUACUGGAGACGGGAUUAUGCCAUUUGGGCUUGAGCUGUUGGCUAGGUCCAUGGACCAGGCCCAAAAUGAUCCAGAUCAGAUCCUUAGGGUUAUUGUAGAGAUCACCCGGGCCAUAGGCUCACAGGGCAUGAUAGAUGGGCGAUACCGAGAACUGGAAAUGGAUCUAUCACAGGAAAAUACGGGUCGGGUUAUGGAUUACGUAUGCGAGAAGAAAAAAGUUGAGUUGCAUGCAUGUGGAGCAGCUUGUGGAGCUAUAUUGGGUGGCGGAGAUGAAGUGGAAAUUGAAAAGCUGAGAAAAUAUGGGGAUUAUGUUGGAAUGAUUCAUGGGAUGUUAAAUGGAAUAGGGAAAAAUAAAGAGGGAUUAAUAGAAGAAAAAACAGAGAGAUUGAGAAUUUUGGCUCUUAAGGAAUUAGAAAUCUUCAAAGGGAAGAAUGUUCUGAUUUCAAGUCUUUGUUCAGCAUAAUACGUCUUAGAUCACUUUAGUCAAAUUUAUUUGAAUGUUUAUAAUUGAAUGAAAAAAUGGAAAAUAAA